Messenger RNA from Cydia splendana, 956 nucleotides. RefSeq lists its product as uncharacterized. The coding region runs from base 125 to 679 and encodes 184 amino acids. NCBI's taxonomy places the organism in Eukaryota, Metazoa, Arthropoda, Insecta, Lepidoptera, Tortricidae. The record is from RefSeq and is a predicted model, not a curated record. The transcript is spliced from 4 exons.
GUACCUAUGUUGUGCUAGCAUAGCGAACUGCAUUAAUGUUCUCUUAGACAUUGUUUUUGCUAUAAAUCUGUUGAUUUCAAUGUGAAAUAGUGAAGCUACGGGUGACACAGUGCAAUAAGACACGAUGGGUGUACCAAUGUUAAAGAACUGUUGCUUUUGCGCGAGUUUACACACAGGAAUGCUCAUUAUAGCGUAUUUGUAUUCAGUAUGGGCUCUAGUAGAACUGACAGGGUAUUGUCUGAUAGUGACGUUUCGUCCGCUGGAGUCGGUGCGCGGCGACGGCGGGCUGUCCAUGAGCAAGUACGUCACGUUCGUGGUGUCCGCGGCCGUGACGGGAGUGCACCUGCUGUGCUCUCUGCUGCUCAUACUAGCGGCGUAUAAGAAGCUGUCAUACCUCACGCUGCCAUGGACGAUAGUGACGGGCCUCCUGACGGCGAUGUACUUCGUGCUGUGCCUGACCGGCAUCAGCCUCGUGCUGCAGGACUCAGUGGAGCAGCUCAGCCUCGAGGCCGUCUUCAUCUGCGUGCAGUUCGCCAGGAUCUGCAUCUCUGUAUACUGCAUCAUGGUGGUGCACAGCCGCCACAAGCAGAUCAUGGCGGAGGAGGAUGAGCGGCGCUUCAUGCAUUCAGGAAGAAUCAACAAGGACAAGACCGAAGACUACCCGCUCAUACGAAUAUAGAACUACUGUCAUGCCCAAAUUUAUUAUUUUAUGAUUUUACCUUUAUAAUCAUUAUUGUAUUCAUGAAUUCUUCGUAGAAGUUCUUGAAAAAUAAAGUCUAUCGCGUAUAAAGAAUUUAAAUGACGUCCCGACGUUUUGAACCCUUUAACAGCGUUCGUAGUCAACGGGUGACAUGAAAAAUAUAUUCAUCUCUGCCAAAAGUGUAAAGGGUUCGAAACCUCGGGAAGUAUUUUAUUAGUACAUUGCGAUACAAGUGCGAAAAAUUAGUCAGCGAUAC